This is a messenger RNA of Fusarium verticillioides 7600, 2187 nucleotides long. RefSeq names its product formate dehydrogenase. Gene Ontology annotation, cellular component: cytosol. The transcript is spliced from 3 exons. Lineage: Eukaryota; Fungi; Ascomycota; Sordariomycetes; Hypocreales; Nectriaceae. Gene Ontology annotation, molecular function: NAD binding; oxidoreductase activity, acting on the CH-OH group of donors, NAD or NADP as acceptor; formate dehydrogenase (NAD+) activity. Bases 917 to 2014 code for a protein of 365 amino acids. The record is from RefSeq and is a predicted model, not a curated record.
CGCGAUUGGUCUACCGCUCUAGCUCUUAUCCUCCACUUUGCCCUUCUCGAGCUUCUCCCCCAGUCAAACCAACACCGAACACCGAGAUAUGCCCUGUAUCAUGGACGAGGAGCAUCUCGCCCACUUGCCCAUACUUUCCUCUUCGAGUAAGACCUCUCCAAGUGUGUGGUCGCACGCACGCACUCCCUCCUCCCCCUCCCCCUCCCCCGCUCUCUACGGCUGCGAGCGUGUUAGUUGGGACGGCAUCCAGCGGGUUACAGGCCGGUCACCAUGAAUUGUACAGACCACAGACACUCGAAAUAGCAGCCUGCCCAAGUACCUGAUGGAAUUGACAGCUCGAUAUUCAAUGUCCGGUCUCGUUGCGGCUGCCAGUUUCGGCGCUUGUCGCCUCCACAGAGAACCUACCGAGAUGGAUAAUGCUUCCAGGCUUUGACGCCUACAGCUGAUAGAGUACUCCAUGGAUCCCCCCCUCAGAUGCCGACACCUUCGGGGUUCGCGGGAUCGAUGGAGAUUCGCUGUCUGAGAGACACCGGCCCCUGCCCGUGCCACGGUUCCAGUUCCGUUCAUGGCGAGAACGCAAGCAUUACAGCGCAGCACUACGCUUGCUACGGUGCUUGUGCGAGUGCGUGUGAGUGUGCGUGAGACGUGGAACCUUGACUGUGCCAUCUUUUGUCUUGUCUCUCUAACUGUGGAGAGCAUACAUCGUUGUAACAGGCUCGAUCAGACGCCGGUGCCCGUUACUUGGUGACAAGAUACAUAGCCAUGGCGCGUUCAUUUCCAGAGCAUAAAUAUCUGGCAUUGGACCCUCGAUAUCCUACUUUCUCUCCUCCUCACUCUCAUCAUCAUCAUCAUCAUCUUUCUUCCUUCUUCUCUUACUUCUUCCUCUAACCAAUAAACCCUUUUCACAACCGCCAAAAUGGUCAAGGUUCUUGCAGUUCUCUACGACGGUGGCCAGCACGCCAAGGAUCAACCCCUCCUUCUUGGUACCACUGAGAACGAGCUCGGUAUCCGCAAGUGGCUCGAGGACCAAGGUCACACUCUCAUCACCACAUCCGACAAGGACGGUGAGGGUUCUACCUUCGACAAGGAGCUCGAGGAUGCUGAGAUCAUCAUCACCACUCCCUUCCACCCCGGUUACCUGACCGCUGAGCGUCUUGCUCGCGCCAAGAAGCUCAAGCUCGCUGUCACUGCUGGUAUCGGCUCUGACCACGUCGACCUCAACGCUGCCAACAAGACCAACGGUGGUAUCACCGUUGCUGAGGUCACUGGCUCCAACGUCGUCUCCGUUGCUGAGCACGUUCUCAUGACCAUCCUCGUCCUUAUCCGCAACUUCGUCCCUGCCCACGAGCAGAUCGAGGCUGGUGACUGGGACGUUGCCCACGCUGCCAAGCAGGAGUUCGAUCUUGAGGGCAAGGUUGUCGGUACCGUCGCUGUCGGCCGCAUUGGUGAGCGUGUCCUCCGCCGCCUCAAGCCCUUCGACUGCAAGGAGCUCCUCUACUUCGAUUACCAGCCCCUUUCUCCCGAGAAGGAGAAGGAGAUCGGCUGCCGCCGUGUCGACACCCUUGAGGAGAUGCUCGCUCAGUGUGAUAUCGUCACCAUCAACUGCCCUCUCCAUGAGAAGACCAAGGGUCUCUUCAACAAGGACCUCAUCGCCAAGAUGAAGAAGGGCUCUUACCUCGUCAACACUGCUCGUGGUGCCAUCGUCGUCAAGGAGGACGUUGCUGCCGCUCUCAAGUCUGGUCACCUCGCCGGUUACGGUGGUGAUGUCUGGGACCACCAGCCCGCUCCCAAGGACCACCCUCUGCGAACCGCCAAGAACAACUGGGGUGGCGGUAACGCCAUGGUUCCUCACAUGUCCGGUACUUCUCUGGACGCUCAGAUCCGAUAUGCCAACGGUACCAAGGCCAUCAUCGACUCUUACCUCUCUGGCCGCCACGACUACAAGCCUGAGGAUCUUAUCGUCCACCAGGGUGACUAUGCCACCAAGGCCUAUGGUCAGCGUGAGAAGAAAUAAAUGUAUUGAGAGAAUGGAAGAAAUGAUUUGUACAUGAUGAUGAUUAGUUUUACAACAACUGCAUUAUAGACGCGGGUCAAAAGCAAUCAGCGUUGCAGAUAAUACAAUUUGUUAAAGUUCUACCUCCUUUUGUCUUGUCUUCAGUGACCCUAACAAGAUGCCGUGAAAAGCCU